This is a messenger RNA of Nestor notabilis (Kea), 1890 nucleotides long. RefSeq names its product regulating synaptic membrane exocytosis protein 1-like. Gene Ontology annotation, cellular component: cytoskeleton of presynaptic active zone; presynaptic membrane. The transcript is spliced from 9 exons. NCBI's taxonomy places the organism in Eukaryota, Metazoa, Chordata, Aves, Psittaciformes, Psittacidae. Gene Ontology annotation, molecular function: small GTPase binding; transmembrane transporter binding. The annotation marks the transcript as partial. The record is from RefSeq and is a predicted model, not a curated record. Gene Ontology annotation, biological process: positive regulation of synaptic transmission; calcium ion-regulated exocytosis of neurotransmitter; regulation of synaptic plasticity.
GAGGUUGCAUCAACAAUUUGAAAGCUAUAAAGAACAAGUAAGAAAGAUAGGGGAAGAAGCCCGCCGUUACCAGGGAGAGCACAAGGAUGAUGCUCCAACAUGUGGAAUCUGUCAUAAAACAAAGUUUGCAGAUGGUUGUGGCCAUUUAUGCUCUUAUUGCCGGACCAAGUUUUGUGCUCGAUGUGGAGGUCGUGUCUCUCUGCGAUCAAACAAUGAGGACAAAGUGUACAGGAAUACUGUUCCUACUCAUUGUGGAUCACAUUCAGAAGUACCUGUAAGAGUUAUGUGGGUAUGCAAUUUAUGUCGAAAGCAACAAGAAAUCCUAACGAAAUCCGGAGCGUGGUUUUUUGGAAGUGGACCACAACCCUCGCCCAGCCAGGAUGGAACACUGAGUGAUACAGCAACUGGUGGAAGCUCAGAUGCACCAAGAGAGAAGAAAGCAAGACUUCAAGAGCGAUCAAGAUCACAGACUCCCUUAAGUACAGCAACUGCCUCAUCACAGGAAAUCUCUUCUGCCAGUGUGCAGCCUGACCGUAGGAAAGGAGCAGAAGUAUCACAGCCAGCUAUGGGCGUGGACCAAAAGCAAGUUUCAUCAAGGUCUAGAAGUGAACCUCCAAGAGAGAGGAAGAAGACAAUAUCAGUUUCAGACCAGAAUGGCAAAGGUUUAAAGAGUGAGCGUAAGCGUGUGCCAAAAUCCUCACUUCAGAAAGAAGGACCAGCAGAUGACAGGGAGCGUAAAGAACGGCAUGAAGGUAGAAGGCUGGAGAAAGGCAAGUCACAGGACUUGCCAGAGAAACUUGAGGAGGGCAAAGUGCCUGACGAUGAAACACAAAGGAAGGAAGAUGAAUAUCAUACCCGUUACAGGAGUGACCCCAAUCUGGCAAGAUACCCUGUAAAACCUCAUCCUGAGGAACAGCAGAUGCGCAUGCAUGCGAAAGUUUCUAAAGCACGGCACGAGAGAAGACACAGUGAUGUAGCUUUGGCACAUACAGAAAUGGAGGAAGCGGAGGUACCUGAGAAUAAAUUAGGAAAACGCUCACAAUUACAGGGAACUCAGGACAGAAAAUCUCUUGUGGAAACUCAGAGGUCGUACUCUAUAGACAGAACAGGUGAUGUAAGAAUUUCUGUUUCUAAACAAUUAACUAAUCAUAGCCCACCAACUCCCAGGCAUAGUCCAGUUCCUAUAGAACACGUAGAAUACAAGAACCACGAUUCCUUUAAAAAACAGAGCCGCCUUGAUCCUAGCUCUGCUAUUCUCAUGCGAAAAGCAAAGCGGGAGAAAAUGGAGACCAUGCUAAGGAAUGAUUCCCUUAGCUCUGACCAGUCGGAAUCAGUGCGGCCAUCCCCUCCAAAGCCUCAUAGAGCAAAAAGAGGCGGAAAGAAAAGGCAGAUGUCAGUUAGUAGCUCAGAGGAAGAAGGGGCAUCAACACCAGAAUAUACUAGCUGUGAAGAUGUGGAGAUAGAAAGUGAAAGUGUCAGUGAAAAAGGUGACUUGGAUUAUUACUGGCUGGAUCCUGCCACGUGGCACAGCAGGGAGACAUCCCCCAUUAGUUCGCAUCCCGUAACGUGGCAGCCUUCUAAAGAGGGAGAUCGCUUAAUUGGGCGUGUUAUUCUCAACAAGAGAACAACCAUGCCAAAAGAAUCAGGUGCAUUACUGGGGCUAAAAGUUGUCGGAGGAAAAAUGACAGAAUUAGGACGACUCGGUGCCUUCAUUACCAAAGUGAAGAAAGGUAGCUUGGCUGAUGUGGUGGGGCAUCUCAGAGCAGGGGAUGAAGUUCUAGAAUGGAAUGGUAAACCCUUGCCUGGAGCUACAAACGAAGAAGUUUACAACAUUAUUUUAGAAUCAAAAUCAGAACCUCAAGUUGAAAUUAUUGUUUCAAGGCCUAUUGG